This is a messenger RNA of Ostrinia furnacalis (Asian corn borer), 5109 nucleotides long. It is a transcript of the gene Smurf, whose product is annotated as SMAD specific E3 ubiquitin protein ligase. Gene Ontology annotation, biological process: negative regulation of BMP signaling pathway; protein ubiquitination; proteasome-mediated ubiquitin-dependent protein catabolic process. The coding region runs from base 112 to 3900 and encodes 1262 amino acids. Gene Ontology annotation, molecular function: protein binding; ubiquitin protein ligase activity. The record is from RefSeq and is a predicted model, not a curated record. NCBI's taxonomy places the organism in Eukaryota, Metazoa, Arthropoda, Insecta, Lepidoptera, Crambidae. Gene Ontology annotation, cellular component: cytoplasm. The transcript is spliced from 24 exons.
AAGAGAAAGAAAAUAAAGAUGGUGGUCUGAAUCUGAAGUUUGCGCAGUAGGAAUGUACAUUUUUAUGAAAUUAAAAGGUUUCUGUGAUGUUUCGAUGAAAAAUAUAUUAUAAUGUCGACUCCUGUGUCGAAUCGCAAAUAUGGAGCACAAAAAGUUCGACUCACAAUUCUGUGUGCAAGAAACUUGGUCCGAAGGGAUCUUUUUCGUUUGCCAGAUCCUUUCGCCAAAAUAUCAGUGGAUGGUAGUGGACAAGUGUAUUCAACAAAUGCUGUGAAAGCUACACUUGAUCCAAAAUGGAAUACACAUUACGAUUUAUAUCUCACUAAAGGAGAUGGUAUUACGAUCAGUGUUUGGAAUCAACGAAAAGUGCAUAAAAGACAAGGAUCCGGAUUCUUAGGAUGUGUUCGAAUACAACCUUCCACAGUGCACAAAUUGAAAGACACGGGAUAUCAAUGUUUGGAGCUGUGCGAGGACGGGUCUGGGGAAACCUGCGGUGUCCGCGGCCAGGUCAUAGUGUCCUUGCUGUCCCGCGACGGCGCGCGAGGGGAGCCGGCUUCCGCCGCGGGCGAGGGAUCUCCCCUAGCCGUGGUGGGGCCCGCGGGAGACGUGAGGUCGCCACGUGACCCGCCCGUCAACACCAACGCGAACCAGACGCCGCUGCCGCCGCAUUGGGAAGAGCGGUUCACUGCAAGUGGCAGGCCAUACUACGUAAACCACGCGCUCCGCCGUACGCAAUGGGAGCGGCCGGCGCUAGAGGCGGCAAGUCCCGGGUCUCCGCCGACCACGUCGCCACCAUCGUCGCCUUCGCCACCCGGCGUCGCGUCGCCUGCCACCACCCUGUCGCCUGCGUCACCCUCGUCACCUGUGUCGGACACCGAUGUCAAUGUCUCCACUUCCAUAUCGUUAAGACCGGAGCCGCAACCCCAGACGGCGGUGCGUUCGCGGCAGGUGAACACGGCGGACCCGGGGAGUCCCACCAACGCCCCGGCGCCUACCACCUCCGUAGCGGCAACCGAUCUGCCCCCCGGCUAUGAAAUGCGCACGACCGCGCAAGGCCAAGUAUACUUCUACAACCGCGUGACGGGCGCAUCGACUUGGCACGACCCACGCGUUCCACAACAUUUGCGUCACUGCGCCGCCGCCGCCGGCCCGCUGCCACCCGGCUGGGAGAUGCGCCACGCGCCCUCCGGCCGGCCCUACUUCGUGGACCACAACAACCGCACCACGCAGUUCACUGACCCGCGCCUCGCGCUGUCUCUGCGACUGGUGAGCUGGGAGAUGCGCCACGCGCCCUCCGGCCGGCCCUACUUCGUGGACCACAACAACCGCACCACGCAGUUCACUGACCCGCGCCUCGCGCUGUCUCUGCGGCUGGUGAGUCUUAUGUGCGGUGUGAUAAGGAUCAUAAUCGCAACACUUGCGCUGCCGCCGGGCUGGGAGAUGCGCCACGCGCCCUCCGGCCGGCCCUACUUAGUGGACCACAACAACCGCACCACGCAGUUCACUGACCCGCGCUGGGAGAUGCGCCACGCGCCCUCCGGCCGGCCCUACUUUGUGGACCACAACAACCGCACCACGCAGUUCACUGACCCGCGCCUCGCACUGUCUCUGCGGCUGGAGGGGCUCGACUACGGCGGCGUGGCGCGCGAGUGGCUCCAUCUGCUGGGCAGGGAACUGUUCAACCCGCAGUACGGGCUGUUCCAGUACGCCAACGCUGGCGAUGACAGAUACGCGCUGCAGAUCAACGCUGAUUCUGGGUUUCGCGGCGAGGAGGGGCUCGACUACGGCGGCGUGGCGCGCGAGUGGCUCCAUCUGCUGGGCAGGGAGCUGUUCAACCCGCAGUACGGGCUGUUCCAGUACGCCAACGCUGGCGAUGACAGAUACGCGCUGCAGAUCAACGCCGAUUCUGGGUUCCGCGGCGAGGAGGGGCUCGACUACGGCGGCGUGGCGCGCGAGUGGCUCCAUCUGCUGGGCAGGGAACUGUUCAACCCGCAGUACGGGCUGUUCCAGUACGCGAACGCUGGCGAUGACAGAUACGCGCUGCAGAUCAACGCUGAUUCAGGGCUUUGCUUUACUAGAGUGAUGCAGGAUGCUAGUGAUCAAAACGAGUGGGUGUACAAAAACGAAGCAGUUCUUGAAAAUAUGACCACAAUCGCAAUACUUGCGUUGCCGCCAGGCUGGGAGAUGCGCCACGCGCCCUCCGGCCGGCCCUACUUCGUGGACCACAACAACCGCACCACGCAGUUCACUGACCCGCGCCUCGCGUGUGUUAAGGAUCACAAUCGCACCACCUGCGUCACUGCGCCGCCGCCGGGCUGGGAGAUGCGCCACGCGCCCUCCGGCCGGCCCUACUUCGUGGACCACAACAACCGCACCACGCAGUUCACUGACCCGCGUCUCGCGCUAUCUCUGCGACUGCCGCCGCCCGACCCUGCUCCCCCCGCCGCGUCGCCGCCGCCGGCGCCCGCGGCCGCGCCGGCCAGCAGCGAGCCGGCGGACGACGCGCUGCCCAAGUACAAGCGCGACCUGGCCGCCAAGGCGCGCGUGCUGCGCUCCGAGCUGCUCGUGCUGCAGCCGCAGACCGGACACUGCAGGAUAGAGGUCAGUGACCCUGAAGAUUAUGAUUACAAGCACGACCUGGCCGCCAAGGCGCGCGUGCUGCGCUCCGAGCUGCUCGUGCUGCAGCCGCAGACCGGACACUGCAGGAUAGAGCGCGACCUGGCCGCCAAGGCGCGCGUGCUGCGCUCCGAGCUGCUCGUGCUGCAGCCGCAGACCGGUCACUGCAUAUUGAGCUUUCCUCGAGAAAGGUCUGUGAUAGAUUUCAGUCACCAAUUUCCCAUACAAGUUGAUUACAAGCGCGACCUGGCCGCCGAGGCGCGCGUGCUGCGCUCCGAGCUGCUCGUGCUGCAGCCGCAGACCGGCCACUGCAGGAUAAGAGGGGGCGUGGCCCGCGAGUGGCUCCAUCUGCUGGGCAGGGAGCUGUUCAACCCGCAGUACGGGCUGUUCCAGUACGCCAACGCUGGCGAUGACAGAUACGCGCUGCAGAUCAAUGCUGAUUCAGGGGUGAACCCGGAACAUCUAUCAUACUUCCACUUCGCGGGACGCAUCCUGGGCGUGGCACUAUUCCACGGGCACCAACUCGACGCGGCCUUCACGGCGCCCUUCUACAAGCAGCUGCUCGGCCGCGCCAUCACGCUGCGAGACAUCCGCGAGGUCGACCCCGAGCUACACCGCUCGCUGUCCUGGAUGCUCGAGAACAGCAUCGCGGGCGUGAUCGACACGACUUUCUCAGUCGAGUGCUCUUCCUUCGGCGCCGUGCGCAGCGUGGAGCUCCGACCGGGCGGCGCCGCGGAGCCGGUGACGGACCAGAACAAGCGCGAAUACGUGCGUCUGUACGUCGCGCACCGCUUCACGCGCGGCGCUGAACGCCAGUGGCUGGCCUUACAGCGCGGGCUCACCGACAUUAUACCGCCGCAGCUGCUGCGACCGCUGUCGCCGCGCGAUCUGCAGCCGCUGCUGGCCGGCCGCUCCGACCUUGACCCGGCCGACUGGAGACGUCAUACGCGCCUCAAGCAUGUGGCGCCGGAUGCGCCGCUCGUGGGGUGGUUCUGGGAGGUGGUGGAGGAGUUCGACGCAGAGAUGCGCGCGCGCCUACUCCAGUUCGUGACGGGGUCGCGGCGCGUGCCGCUGGCCGGCUUCCGCGCGCUGCAGGGCUCCACGGGCGCCGCCGCGCCACGUCUGUUCACGCUGCACCUCGUCGCCGACGCGUCGCCCGACUCGCUGCCCAAGGCUCACACAUGCUUCAACCGCCUCGACCUACCACCCUACCCGACCAAGGAACGCCUCCACGAUAAACUCAAGCAGGCCGUGCUCGAAACCGCCGGCUUUGCGGUCGAGUGAUGGCUUCACUGCCCACGCUUCUCGGUUGUGUUCGCGUCGUUUCGGGCGAUAGAAAUAAAUGUCUCUUUCACUCCGACCGACCCGAAACGACAGUCGUAGUGUACUUUCGACGUAAAAUUGUACAGGUAUCUUUCUUUUAUGCUUUUAUCGUUCAGUGGGUCUAGACAAAGUGCAAAUUAUAAUCGCAAACCAGUCGCAAAGUGGUCGAAAAGCCCCUUUUUUGUAUGGAGUUUUGACGGAUUCGAUUUUCGAUUCGAUCAAAAAGUGCGUUUUGUCUAGGGGGGCAGUACGGGCAGGUAGUCUGUUAACAUAUUAUUUUAUUUACAUCUGCGUUCUUGAUUACGUUUGCAGAUGAUAUUUUUGAAUCAAACUGCUUAAUUUCAAGUGUUCAGAAGACAAAAUUUGACACCGCGCUACUCUAUUUGCUGAGUGUUAUUAAUAUGUAUAAUGAGACUGAUACAAAAUUGUAAAAAAACAUGACAUAAGUAAUAUUUAACAGACCACAUGAAUACUAUUUACUCGUUAGAAAAUUAUAUCGGUAGCCUUGAACUAUUUUAAAUCGAAUAGGGCAUGACUUUUUAAAUCAAUUUGUGUUCAUUAGUCGUACACAAAUUUUUGUUAUUUUAUUUUCGCGUAACUCAGUUUGUGGUUAGGUGUUGGUUGCACUUAAUAUUUGAAUGCACAUUUAUAUCGAAAACGAACACAUACACGUACAUGCAUGACUAACAAUUUGAUAGCACACCAUGCUCAAUAAUGGUAUACAUACAUUUCAUAGACUUUAAGGAAUAUCUUGAAUUUAUAAGAUUUUAUUACAUAAAUAAUUCUGUGCGAUUCUCCAGUGAAUAGCAUAUGGUCUAUUUUGUAUUUGCUGGGCUUCCUUUUUCAUGUUUUCUCAACUGUUACAGCUAGCGAUAUUUAUAUGUAACCUAGAUAUCAAUCUGUGUUAGUUAUAUUUUACAAUGCGGCACUAUUGUGUGAGAUGUACAAAACCGAACAUAUUGUAUGUAUUAGUAUUUUUAUAGUUAAUAUUAACAUGUUCAGUACAAAAUCUAAGAAUGCUGAUGUUAACAUUUUAUGUAUGUAUGUAAGUAAAACGAUGGGAUUAAUGCAUAAAUAAAGCUUUCGAAAGAGGUGAAUGCUCAUGAUGUUGGUGCCUUAUUAAUCUCAUAACAUUAAUAUGUAAAUAAAUCACAUUCAAGUUGCAAUAAA